AUGAUGGAAGCAGAUCGACCUGGGAAACUGUUCAUAGGAGGCCUCAGUAGUGAGACCAAUGCAAAGACUCUGGAAGCAAUAUUUGAGAAAUAUGGCAACAUAAUGGAAGUUCUUUUGAUAAAGGAUCGUGAAACCAAGAAGUCCAGAGGCUUUGCAUUUAUUACUUUCGAGAACCCUACAGAUGCUAAGUAUGCUGCUAAAUACAUGAAUGGAAAGUCUUUGGAUGGAAAAGUAAUAAAAGUAGAGCAAGCCAACAAAUCAUCUUUUGAAAGUGGUGGUAGAUGGAGAGCACCACUUCCAAGAAACAGGGGCCCUUCAAGAAGUCAGAGAUACGGAAGAGGAGGAAGUGAAGGAUCAAGAGGGCAUCCCUCACGUGGAGGAAACUUGGAUGAUGGCGGAUAUACUGUUAAUCUCAACAUGAGUUCUUCAAGGGGACCCUUUCCAGUUAAAAGAGGCCCAUCUUCAAGAAGUGGAGGUCCUCCUCCUAAAAGAUCUGCUCCUUCUGCUCCAGCAAGAAGCAGUAGUGGAAUAGGAGUACGACGAGGCCCAGAAUCACGUGGAAGAGAAAAUUAUGGAGGUGCUCCAAGAAGAAAGCCAGUGUCUUCCCGGAGAGAUGACUAUAUGUCACCAAGAGAUGAUGGUUAUGCAGCUAAAGAAAGUUAUUCAAGCAGAGAUUAUCCAAGUUCCCGAGACACCAAGGAUUAUGCUCCACCAUCUAGACAGUAUUCAUACCGUGACUAUGGCCAUUAUGGUUCUCGGGAUGAACGUUCCUCUAGAGGAUAUAGUGAUCGUGAUGGCUACAGUGGAGGCCAUGAUAGAGAUUAUGCUGAACAUUCACGUGGAAGCUCUUACAGGGAUAGAUAUGAGACUUAUGGAAGCUCCUGUGGUGCACCACCUGCACGUGGGCCCCCGCUGACUUACGGUGGAAGAAGCAGUCGUUAUGAUGAUUAUAAUAGUUCACGAGAUGGAUAUGGUGGAAGUUGGGAGAGUUACUCGAGCAGCAGAAGUGAUGUCUAUUCUAGUAGUCGUGAGCGUGCUGGCAGACAAAAACGAGGGCUUCCUACUUCCAUGGAUAGGGUGUACCCUACUCCUCGUGAGUCAUACAUUAGCUCAAGUUGUAGGGCUUCCAGAGGAGAUCAUGGGGGAAGCCGAUCUGAAAGAGGUGGCAGAAGCAGAUAUUAA
Molecule: messenger RNA, 1182 nt
Organism: Lemur catta (Ring-tailed lemur)
Lineage: Eukaryota; Metazoa; Chordata; Mammalia; Primates; Lemuridae
Product: RNA-binding motif protein, X chromosome-like
Exons: 8
Coding region: 1-1182 (393 amino acids)
Biological process (GO): positive regulation of mRNA splicing, via spliceosome
Cellular component (GO): spliceosomal complex
Molecular function (GO): RNA binding
Source: RefSeq, a predicted model, not a curated record